Humulus lupulus (European hop) is the source of this 1426-nucleotide messenger RNA. Its product is annotated as SPX domain-containing protein 4. The transcript has 3 exons. Gene Ontology annotation, biological process: cellular response to phosphate starvation. The record is from RefSeq and is a predicted model, not a curated record. NCBI's taxonomy places the organism in Eukaryota, Viridiplantae, Streptophyta, Magnoliopsida, Rosales, Cannabaceae. The coding region runs from base 165 to 1127 and encodes 320 amino acids.
UUCAUUCACACCCCUCCAACUCAAAUAUUCCCGAUUCCUUCUCACCCUUUUCUUUCGAUUCUCUUUCUUUUUCACUAAAUAUCUCUAUUCAUUCAAUUCAAUAUGCGAAAAUCUCCCAAAACGAAACAGCCAUAGCUUUCUUUCUUUGGUUUCAAUUCUCUGUGAUGAAGUUCGGGAAAGAGUUCUCAACCCACCUGGAGGACACCCUCCCGGAGUGGAGGGACAAGUUUCUCUGCUACAAACCUCUCAAGAAGUUCCUCAAGAACUUUCCCACAAACCCUUCUGAUCCACAACAACCCUUCGAGGCCGAUGCUCCGGUUCUCGAAGGCCUUGAAGAUCAGGGCAACCCUCCUUUGGCUGACCUACAAGAUUGGUUCAUUAGAAUUCUCAAUGAAGAACUCGACAAGUUCAACGAUUUCUAUGUUGAUAAAGAGGAAGAGUUCGUUAUUCGUUUUCAGAAACUUUUGCUGGUGGUGACAAUCAUACCGUUCGUGCUAAUGUUACAGGAGCUGAAAGAAAGAAUUGAACGAAUAAAGGAGAAGAGCAACAAUGGUAGAGCCUUUACAUCAGAAAGUGAGUUCAGUGAAGAAAUGAUGGACAUUCGCAGGGACUUUGUCGCCAUUCAUGGAGAGAUGGUCCUUCUCAAAAACUAUAGCUCCCUAAACUUUGCAGGACUAGUUAAAAUUCUGAAGAAGUAUGAUAAACGAACUGGGGGACUGUUGCGUCUACCUUUCACGCAACUGGCCCUCCGCCAACCAUCCUUCUCUACAGAGCCUCUCACGAGGCUAGUCCGUGAAUGUGAGGCAAAUCUCGAGCUUCUCUUCCCGCUGGAAGCUGAAAUCAUUGAAUCAGCUCCACCCUUGCAAGACAAGACAAAUCAGCAAUUGAAUAACUUGGCUAAUAUAUCCGAGACACCAUCAAAUCUUGGGGAAGACACAGUGUACUUAUAUCGCAGCACAAUUGCUGCUAUGAGAGCUAUACGAAGUCUUCAAAAAGCAAGCUCCACUUACAAUCCAUUGUCGUUUUCAUCGGUUUUCAGAAGCCAGGAUGACGAGGGAAGUGGGGCUGUAACAGCUGAAAACUCUGCUUCAAAUUCUCCCACCACCUUCCAGAACGGAGGAGACUGAAUAAGAGAGUUCCCGCUCUGUGUAACGCAUUUCUUCUAGCAGGUUGGAGUUGAAUAACAGGCCCUGUUCUGCACAGCCCCUGUACCAUUAAACGGACCCUAUAAUAAGUGGUGCUCUUUGUGUACAAAGUAAACUAACUACAGUGGGAGUUUCUCUUUUACGGCAUUUCCACGUUUAUCUGGGUUUUUUUAAAACUUAACACACGGGUUUGUAUAUUGUGAUGUUUGUUUAUAAGGGUUCUUAAUUUCAAACACAUGAAUAAGGUUUUUAUUUCUGAAAGUCGUCUUUAUUUCGGAGCA